Polypterus senegalus (gray bichir) is the source of this 1654-nucleotide messenger RNA. Its product is annotated as gap junction beta-2 protein-like. The transcript has 2 exons. Gene Ontology annotation, cellular component: connexin complex. The record is from RefSeq and is a predicted model, not a curated record. Lineage: Eukaryota; Metazoa; Chordata; Cladistia; Polypteriformes; Polypteridae. Gene Ontology annotation, biological process: cell communication. The coding region runs from base 204 to 938 and encodes 244 amino acids.
UCUGACCACAACUAGGAAGGCGACACCUCUUCUACCCUCCUGUAGCCCAGCUUCUCAGCUCCUUCUCGCACUCGCCUGUGCCAGUCUACAGGUAUCUGAAUACGCGAUUCCUGUCAGAAUGGUACAACGGGGAGAAGAGGAGACAGACUAAGAAGGACAAAUCUCUGACAAGUUGCACCAGGAGGGCAAGGUAGAGAAGAACGAUGGCAGCGAUUGUGACAGGCUUGAUCCCAAUCCUCAGAACUGCUGUCGAGGCCUCCACUGACUACACAGGUCGGACACUAUGGUUUGGAUUUCUAACCUUACGCUUGGUUACUCUCUACAUUUCGGAGAUGCCCUGGGGGAAGCUGGAUUCAGAUUUUAGCUGUAACGUGACCUACACAGACUUUUGCCACAAAUCCUGUUUCAACCAGCACUUUAACUUGCCUAUGGUCAGUCUGUGGAACUUCACCUACGUCCUCUUUGCCAUCUCGGUCCUCCUCAUGGAGCUCUUUGCCUCCCAGUUGCGGCACAACCUAAUCAAAAAGCGACUGAGGAAGGACCCCACCGAAGAUCUGGACGUUCACAUUACUAUCACAGGGGUCAAAGGCCAUGACCUGGCCAACAAAGAUAUGAUGAUCGAUUUCCACAAAAGGAAGACUGUCCUCUGCCUCUACCUUAUGACCGUUUUCCUAAGGAUUGCCAUUGAGGCAGUUUUCCUCGCUAUCCUGAUCUUCUGGCAGCUGCCCAAGGUGGAUGGACAGCCUUUUCUGUGCCAAACAGAGCUGUGCCCAGGACCGUACAUCUGUAUUGUUCGAGCUAGUCCUGAGAAGCAAAUGUCCAUCUACACACUUGUCUUUAUCUCUGGCAUGAUACUUCUCACCAAUGUGGUGUUCUUUCUCUAUUCUGUGUGUCACUACAUGAUUUUAGGGAGAAGCAGGUCAGCAAGUCCAGUUUAAACAUAGAAAGUUUUGAAUUUUCAGAAUCAAAGGAAACAUGCAAAGCCCAGAGGAGUGCAGGUUAUGUGGUGGUCAUAGCAGUUUACAGAUUCAGUCACAAUUAUUCAAAUUCGGAAGUACAGUAGCCAAAGAGAAACUGAUUAACAUGACAGCCACCAUCCCGUUGGUCAUCCAAUCAGUGGCAGGUAAAAACCCUUCUCCUGUGAUGACCAUCACAUAAGAAAGUGAAGUUUAUGAGAAAACGUAGAACCUGUGAGGUCCAUCUGACCUACCAUUAAUUUAUGCUGGAUGAAGGAGUAGAUGGGGGGUCAUGAGGUCACUGGAAAGGGGUGUGUGGCACUCCUGAUAUCUGUACAAAAUGAAGAAGGUCCAAGUCUUUAGAGUCCUGGUGCAUCCUGUCUUGCUAUAUGGUUUUCCAGUGACUUGAGACGAUGACUGGAUUCAUUUAUGUGUGUCUCUUCGGAGAAUCCUUGGGUACCGUUGGUUUGAUUUUGUGCUGCGUAUGGAGUCCUGAAUGAGGCACAUGACCUGCAUUGUGAGGAAGUGUCAGUUAUGGCACUACGGCCAUGUGGCGCGAUUCACCCGAGGGUGAAUUGUUGAGGAACCCAACAGAUGAACUAGGCCAACGGGAUGCCCACGCUAACACCUGGCUGUGGCAGAUGGUGGGACUAGACCUUGUGUCUGCCUGGGGGGCUGCCGACCAGGAUCCUGAACUG